Messenger RNA from Alligator sinensis (Chinese alligator), 1923 nucleotides. RefSeq names its product ring finger protein, transmembrane 1 (gene RNFT1). The transcript has 9 exons. NCBI's taxonomy places the organism in Eukaryota, Metazoa, Chordata, Crocodylia, Alligatoridae. The record is from RefSeq and is a predicted model, not a curated record. Gene Ontology annotation, cellular component: endoplasmic reticulum. Gene Ontology annotation, biological process: positive regulation of ERAD pathway. Gene Ontology annotation, molecular function: ubiquitin protein ligase activity. Bases 142 to 1311 code for a protein of 389 amino acids.
GGCCCCACCCGGCUCCUCCUCUUCCUCCCCCGCCCCGGGCGGCCGCCAUGGAGGCCGCGGGAGGCCUGGGCAGCCGGGCCGCGCCCUGAGGAGACAUAGCAGUGAGACAAAGGAAUCCGGACCAGAGGCAGAUCCAACACCAUGCAACCCAGUUGUAGUCAUUUCCACAAUUCCCCAGGAAACGGUGACGGUUCCUUGUCCGCUCAGAGUGCCCAUGCCACAAGACUGCCAGGAGAAGGCUCAUCCCACCAUGCUGGAGAUGUUCACAUCCAGCUAAACUCUGUUUUGGGAGAAGCUGGAGAAAAUCCUAGUUCCAGACACACAAGGUCAGGUUCCCAGAGCCACUCGCAUGGCCACUCCCACAAUGAGGCAAGGGGGCCUGAAGAAUCGUCCCUGGACUUUGAGGAACACAGUGGUAGCUCCCUCUCCGAGCUCAGAUACCUCUUCCAGUGGCUGCACAAAAGUCUUCCGUACAUCCUGAUUCUGUGUGUCAAACUGAUCAUGCAGCAUAUAAUCGGCAUUUCUGUUGGAAUUGGGCUGCUAACAACUUUUAUGUAUGCAAACAAAAGCAUUGUAAAUCAGGUUUUUCUAAGAGAACGGUGCUCCAAGUUGCACUGUGCAUGGUUACUGGUAUUCCUAACUGGAUCUUCUCUUCUCUUGUAUUAUACCUUUUACUCUCAGUCACUUUAUUACAGCUUAAUCUUUUUAAAUCCUACCGUGGAUUUCAUGAACUUCUGGGAGGUGCUAUGGAUCGUGGGAAUCACAGACUUUAUUCUGAAAUUCCUCUUCAUGGGCUUCAAAUGCUUUAUUCUCUUGGUGCCUUCUUUUAUGAUGUCUUUUAAAUCCAAGGGCUAUUGUUAUAUGCUGUUAGAAGAACUCUGCCAGUAUUACCGUAUGUUCGUCCCCAUACCAGUGUGGUUUCGUUAUCUCAUUGGCUAUCGGGAGCUGGAUGGUCUACUAGGGUGGAGUUUUGGGGUAUUGCUGGGUCUACUCUACCUCAUCCUAAAACUUUUGAGCUUCUUUGGACAGCUCAGAAACUUUAGACAGGUUUUGCGGAUAUUUUUUACACGACCACACUAUGGAGUGACAGCCAGCAAGAGACAGUGUUCUGAAGCAGACGAUAUUUGUGCCAUCUGCCAAGCAGAAUUUCAAAAGCCUAUUCUUCUCAUAUGUCAGCAUAUAUUUUGUGAAGAAUGCAUCUCUUUAUGGUUUAAUAGAGAAAAAAUAUGUCCACUCUGCAGGACUGUUAUUUCAGACCAUGUUAACAAGUGGAAGGAUGGAGCCACUUCAGUGCAUCUACAAAUUUAUUAAAGCAUGUAAAAAAUUUUAGUUUCAAAAUUCACAUUUGUUCAGAUUAAGGUUUUGCAAUGUAAUAUGGAUAUUUUUGUAUAGCUGGUAAAGAGAAUGGGUUUCUAAGAUCAGAAGUACCUAAUAUUUUUAAGCAUGUCUAUUAAAUAUUCCAAUAUUUGAGCUUAAGACAUAGCACAGAAAUUUAAAAUAGCCUUUUAUAGUGAAAAAUCUUGCAUUUUAGAGUUAAUAUACAAAAUAUAGCAUUACUUUGGAUAUUUUUUCAUAACUUCAGAGAAAUGUUCAAAUCUUUGAAAGUGCUACACUUACUUUCAAGAACUGCUGCACUGUGUAUUUUAUAUGAAAUUUUAAAUGGCUUGCAGUAUUCCAGAUUGUAAUACAUUGCUAUUCUUCUUCUUUGACAUUACCAAAUACAGCAACUAGAUAACUUGGGCUAUGAUCUUGAAAUAGUGAGUGCCCACAGCUUCUAGAGAUGACAGUGAGAACUGCAACCUGCCACAAUAAGUCAAGGCCUUUUGACAUGAAGUCUAACAGGUCAGAGAAAUAAACUACUCUCUUAAGUGACCUCUGCAAUAUUAGCUAUUUUUCUUGAUAUUGUGGAAUGAUCCAUCAAGA